AUGGAGUACAUAUACAACAUUGGUGAUCGCUGUGAUGCAAAGGUUACAACACGCUCUAACGUGUUGAAUGUGGAAAAAGUAUAUGAAGCAUUAGAUGAUAUCCAUAAGGAGAAGUUCUUGAAGUCAUGCUUUGGUAAACUGUAUGACAUCAGGAACAUGAAAAUAUCUACUCAAUUAAUUCACAACCUAUUAUUACGAAGGGUUAUCUCUGUCAAUGAGGAUGAAUUGUGGUUUUGUUUAAGUUUGGAAAAAGUUGUUCAUUUCUCCCUAUACGAGUUUAUGCUCGUCACUGGAUUAAGCCAUGCGAAUGAGGAGGAGUAUGAGAGUUAG
Fraxinus pennsylvanica is the source of this 330-nucleotide messenger RNA. The record is from the annotation of a GenBank genome assembly. Lineage: Eukaryota; Viridiplantae; Streptophyta; Magnoliopsida; Lamiales; Oleaceae.